CGGGGCGGGGCCUCGGCCCGCGGGAACUGGGGCGGUUGUGUAACGCCGCCCCCGCGCCGGGAGCGGGAGCGCGGCCGUGAGGGCGCCGGCCCCCGGUGCUGGUCCCGAGCGCAGCCCCGCGCUGCAUGGACUGGUACAUGAUGAACUGCGAGCUCCUGGCCACCUGCAGCGCCCUGGGCUACCUGGAGGGCGACGUGUACCACCGGGAGCCCGACUGCCUGGAGAGCGUCAAGGACCUGAUCCGGUACCUGCGCCAUGAGGAUGAGACUCGGGACGUGCGGCAGCAGCUGGGGGCAGCCCAGAUCCUGCAGAACGACCUCCUGCCCAUCCUGGUGCAGUACCCGCAGGACAAGGCGCUCUUCGACGCCGUCAUCAGGCUGAUGGUGAACCUGACGCAGCCGGCCCUGCUCUGCUUCGGGAAGGUGCCAUCAGAUGCCGCCUCCCGGCACUACUUUCUGCAGGUGCUGUCCUACCUGCAGGCCUACAAGGAGGCGUUCGCCAGUGAGAAGGUGUUCGUGGUGCUCAGUGAGAAGCUCUACAACCUCCUACAGCUGGACUGGGAGCAGCGGCAGGAGGAGGACACGCUGCUGAUCGAGAGGAUCCUGCUGCUGGUGCGCAACGUGCUGCACGUGCCCCCAGACCCCACAGAGGAGCAGCAGGGCGUGGACGGCGACGCCAGCGUGCACGACCGGGUGCUGUGGGCGCUGCACAUCAGCGGCAUGGAUGACCUGCUCAAAUUCCUGGCCAGCGCCCAGGUGGAGCAGCAAUGGGCCCUGCACGUCCUGGAGAUCAUCUCCCUCAUGUUCCGUGACCAGAGCCCAGAGGAGCUGGCGGCACUGGGACAGGGGACAGCGGGUGCUGAGCACGGGGAGGACACGCGGGAGCUGGAGAGCCUGCGGCAGCGGGAGCUGGCGGAGAAGAGAGCCCGGGCACUGCAGCGCCCGUCCAGGCAUUCCCGCUUCGGUGGCUCCUACGUCCUGCAGGGCUUCAAGUCCAUCGGGGACCGGGAUGUGGUGUUCCACAAAGGGCUGCACAACCUGAAGACCUACACCCACGACCUGGGCAAGGAGCCCCAGCGGGUGCCCCGGCACCGCCAGGCCGCCCCCGAGUCCGAGCCCUCCCGCCGCUCCGCCCGCAACGUCCGGCUCUUCCUGCGCCACUUCUGCCAGGACUUCCUGGAGGGCUGCUACAACCGCCUGAUGCUGCUGGUCAAGGACCAGCUGGUGCGGGAGAAGGCUCAGCAGCACGACGAGACCUAUUACCUGUGGGCCACCGCCUUCUUCAUGGCCUUCAACCGGUGCCGUGGCUUCCGGCCCGAGCUGGUGUCCGAGACCGUGGGGGUCCGAGCCUUCCACUUCAUCGAGCAGAACCUCACCACCUACUACGAGAUGGCACUGAUGGACAAGAAGGAGGCAACAACCUGGGCCCGCAGGAUGCACUUGGCCCUGAAGGCAUACCAGGAGCUGCUGCGGACGGUGCAGGAGAUGGACCGCUCGCCGGAGCAGGCGGUGCGGGACAGCAGCCAGGUCAUCAAGAGCAACAUCUUCUACCUGAUGGAAUACCGGGAACUCUUCCUCGCGCUCUUCCGCAAGUUCGACGAGACCAAGCAGCCGCGCAGCUUCCUGCGGGACCUGGUGGAGACGGCCCACCUCUUCCUCCGCAUGCUGGAGCGCUUCUGCCGCGGCCGUGCCAACCUCGUGGUGCAGAGCAAACGUGUGCGGAGGAAGAAGAAGCCUCGCGCGCCCGCGCCACCCGCCCCACCCAGCGCCGCCGAGCUGGAGCAGCUGUGGGAAGGAUUGGCUCCGCAGCUCCAGGCCUGUCUGGAGGGCGAGGUGCCCCUCCCCGAGGACGUGGUGCCCUUCGACGCCGCCUCGGAGACGCCGGUGGAGGAGCAGCGCGCGGAGGCUCUGCUGCGGAUCCAGGAGUGCCUGCGGGAUUCCCGCGUGCCCCAGGCCCUGCGGCUGCUCCGCUCUGCCAGGGACGUCUGGCCCGAAGGGGACGUGUUCGGAGCCGCGGACGCGGGGCCGCCCGAGGAGACGCAGCUGCUGCGGGAGAUCCUCGUCGCUCCCCUGCCCAGUGAGUCCCCAGCUGUGACACCGGGAAGGGGGAAAACUGUGGGGCGCUGCGGCCCCUCAGCACAUCCCACCGCAGGGCACGCGCCCGAGGAGCCCGAGGAAGAGGAAGAGGAGGAUGAGGAAGAGGAGGAGCAGACCGUGCAGGUGUCGGAGAAGGAAUUCAACUUCCUCGACUACCUGAAGCGGUUCGCCUGUGCCCCCGUGGUGCGGGCGCUGGUGCUGCUGCUCAGGGGGUACGCGCAGAACAGCCCCCGCACCAACCACUGCGCCGCGCGCCUGCUGCACCGCCUGGCCCGCGACCUGCGCAUGGAGCCGCUGCUCUUCCAGCUCUCCCUCUUCGCCCUCUUCCACCGCCUGCUCAGCGACCCUGCGGCCGCCGCGCACCAGGAGCUGGUGGCCUUGGCUAAAUUCAUCCUGGGAAAGUUCUUUGCGCUGGCGGCCACCAACAAAAAGGCCUUUGUGGAGCUGCUCUUCUGGAAGAGCCCGGCCAUCGUCUGCGAGAUGACCAAGGGCUACAGCUCCCUGCAGGAGGGAGAGGGGACCACCCGGAGCCGGGUCUCCCCCUGGACCCCCCAGGAGGAGCAGGAGCUGCAGGAGCUGUACUGGAAGUACAAGGAGGUGGAAGGUGGGGACAUCAUCGCUGCCAUCCUGGCCCAUCUCCCACCGCCCGGGCGGACACGGAGGCAGGUGGUGAAGCAGCUGGUGCGGAUGGGGCUGGCCAGCAGUGCCAAGGACUUCCAGCAGGAGAGGAAGGGCACCCGCAUCGUGCUGUGGACGCAGGAGCAGGAGGAGGAGCUGACGCGGCUUUUCGAGGAGUUCCAGGGCUCAGAUGACGUCCUGGGGAACAUCAUGAAGCACCUGACGGCGCGGCGCUCACGGGCUCGGGUGGUGGAGAAGCUGCUGGGGCUGGGGCUGGUGGCAGAGCGCAAGGAGCUGUUCAAGAAACGCAGGAGGAAGGGCCACGGCCACGGCCCCGGCCCCGGGCAGGCUGCCGUGAGUGUCCCGGCUGUGCCAGCCCAGGACAGCUCGGGAGAGGACGAGGACAGCGAGGAGGAGGAAGAGGAGGAUGAGGAUGAAGCAGAGGAAGGCCCCAUGGAGGAGCACUGGGUGCCCGAGGAAGGGGCUGGGCAGGACCUGGCGCAGCACCUGCAUCAGGAAGGCCUGGCCGGGCCCCUGCGGUGGCUGGAGACCUGUCUGCGGAGGGUGGCGGGGGACCGCGAGGAGGACGGCGUGUCCCACCCGGUGCCGCUGGUGCCGCUGACGGAGGAGAACGAGGAUGCCAUGGAGGACCGGCGCUUCCGGACCCUGCUGCGGCAGCUGGGGCUGCGGCCGCCUGCCAGCGAGCAGGAAUCCUUCUGGCGCAUCCCGGCCGCCCUCACCCCGCAGCAGCUCCGGCGUGCGGCCGCCUCCAUCGCCCGCCAUGGCCAUGACCCCUCAGGAUCCCCCCAGGACCCGCCGGAGCCACCCGGGUGCCCCCAAGACCCGGCUCCAGCAGAGCCGCUGCCGGCAGGGCUGGGAUCGGACUCGGAGAGCGAGGAGCCCGUCCCGGUCCCCAUCCCUGUCCCCAGCCCGGUGCAGCCGCGCACCAAGAGGCGCCGGGAGCUCGCCAGCGAGGAUGAGGAUGAGGAUGGUGGGAGCUCAGGCACCGAGCCGGCCCCCGCAGCCCCCUGCUCCGAGGAGGAUGAGGAGGAUGAGGAUCCACAGCCCCGGGGGCGGCGGAAGCGCAUCCGCUGCCUGGAGGAGGAGGAGGAGGAGGAGGAGGAGGAUGAGGGUUGAGGGGCUCCCCCUGCCCUGCCUGUGCCCAGGCCCUGUGCUGUUUCCUGGGCUUUUUGCAGAUUUUAUUGGAUUCCUGCAGGUUUUUUGCAGUUUUUCUGGGGUUUCUGCAGAUUUUCUUCUGCAGGUUUUGAUGCUGUUUUUAAAGGCUGCACAAGCAACCAGUUGUUCCACCCUCCCCCCUUCCCCUGGUGUCCUCAUCUCCCUGUUCUACCCCAAAUUCCCUCUUUUUCCUCAGCUGCUGGUUUUGGUUUGUUUUUUUUUUUCCUAAAACUUUUAAAAUCUGGACAGGGCCCAAAUAAAUAAAGGUGACUUUCGUCCUUC
This is a messenger RNA of Corvus hawaiiensis (hawaiian crow), 4172 nucleotides long. It is a transcript of the gene TIMELESS, whose product is annotated as timeless circadian regulator. Lineage: Eukaryota; Metazoa; Chordata; Aves; Passeriformes; Corvidae. The record is from RefSeq and is a predicted model, not a curated record. Gene Ontology annotation, cellular component: replication fork protection complex. The transcript is spliced from 29 exons. Bases 126 to 3851 code for a protein of 1241 amino acids. Gene Ontology annotation, biological process: DNA repair; DNA replication checkpoint signaling; replication fork arrest. Gene Ontology annotation, molecular function: DNA binding.